GUCUCUUGUCUCUCCGCCUUACAUAUAAACCCCAGCGGGAGCCGACUACUCUUCCUCGCUUCUUCUCCGCUACCAGUCCCCUCGCCUCAGCCUAUCUCUUCUACGGACGAUUGAUUCAUCUGACGCUCAUCCUCUCUCUCUCGUUCCCCUCAAAACUCCGUCGAUCAUCAAUGGCGCUGGCGGGCCAGCAGACUGUCGAUUACCCGAGCUUCAAGCUCGUCAUCGUCGGUGAUGGAGGCACUGGUAAAACCACUUUUGUGAAGAGGCAUCUCACUGGCGAGUUUGAGAAGAAAUAUGAGCCUACUAUCGGUGUGGAGGUUCACCCACUGGACUUCUCCACAAACUGCGGGAAGAUCAGGUUCUACUGCUGGGAUACUGCUGGACAGGAGAAGUUCGGUGGUCUCAGAGAUGGUUACUACAUCCAUGGGCAGUGCGCAAUCAUCAUGUUUGAUGUUACUGCUAGGUUGACCUACAAGAAUGUCCCUACAUGGCAUCGUGAUCUCUGCAGGGUGUGUGAGAACAUACCGAUUGUCCUUUGUGGGAACAAGGUCGAUGUGAAGAACAGGCAGGUUAAGGCCAAGCAGGUGACAUUCCACAGGAAGAAGAACCUGCAGUACUAUGAAAUUUCUGCCAAGAGCAACUACAACUUUGAGAAGCCUUUCCUGUAUCUUGCUAGGAAACUUGCAGGGGACCCUAACCUUCACUUUGUGGAGGCUAUUGCUCUUGUUCCUCCUGAAGUACAUAUUGACUUGGUUGCUCAGCAACAGCAUGAGGCAGAGCUUGCUGCUGCCGCUAGUCAGCCUCUUCCUGAUGACGACGAUGAUGCAUUCGAGUAAAAUUGUGCUCAGCUAGAGGGGUUACUACCUUAAAAGUCCCUUGCUAUCAAAUUUUACAUACCCCCACAUUGUCGUAAUGGAUUUUAUUGUUUCUUUAAGAUUAUCUGAUGACAGGUGGUGUGGGUGUGAUUAAUUAAAGUACCAAUGAUGGAUUGAUUGUAUUAGUUAGGUUUUUUCUUUACCCAUCGUCCUUUUGGUUUUCUGUUUGUUCGGAUAAGUUGGGUUUCGUGUCUUCGAGCUCUUUCAAGCCCGAUGGUGGCUUCGGUGGUACUUGGAGUUGAAUCCUUUUGAGUGGUAUCUCUACUUUAUUCUGAGUGUAA
Molecule: messenger RNA, 1156 nt
Organism: Punica granatum (pomegranate)
Lineage: Eukaryota; Viridiplantae; Streptophyta; Magnoliopsida; Myrtales; Lythraceae
Source: RefSeq, a predicted model, not a curated record